GACUCACGUCUUUGCAAGAGCGAGGAAGGGAGGGUGUGGCGGGUGUGGGGAGUGGCCACGGCCUCCCGCGAUAUCCCGCGCCUUUGGUCCAUGGCCCGGCGAUUGCAACGCGUUCGGGCCGCCCAGGGACCCCGCCUUUGCCACGGCCUUCCAGCUGACACCGACGACCUGAAGCAGCCGACGCGCACGGCAUGCGGGCGGCGGAGGCCCAGGAAGUUUUUGCGGCGCGAGCUGGACGAGCUGCAAGGGGCGCGCGCGCGAGCGAAGGUCAAGCUCGAUCAGAAGGGUGCGCCUUUGCGGCGUAAG
Messenger RNA from Effrenium voratum, 306 nucleotides. NCBI's taxonomy places the organism in Eukaryota, Dinophyceae, Suessiales, Symbiodiniaceae. The record is from the annotation of a GenBank genome assembly.